AUGACUCAAAACUCUGAAAAAAUAAUUAGAUAUCUGCGAUCUGAUGCAACUCCUUUAUCAGAUGAUAAUAUACAAGAUAUCAUUAAUGCCAGAAAUUCGAUGAAACGUGCGUCAGAAGCUAUGGCUAUCAAAUAUAAAAUAUCAACAAGGCGCGUAUAUCAAAUAUGGAGAGAAACCCAUCCUCCAAUAGAUCCUAGGGAAGUGAUGUUGCAAUCAAAUAUUGGCGGAGACAAUACAGUUAAUAAAACUGAUAUGAGCAUGAAAACUCGAUCCAUAAAUCACAUUACACAUUCUGUAGAGCGGAGCUCAUGCCAAGACAUAGAAACACCUAUAGUUACUUCGGUUAUACAAAUAAAGAGAAAAAAACUGAGAUCUAAGGCUAAUCGAAUUUCUGACCCAUCUAAUAUUGUCCCGGGGGGUCACACAUUAGAUAAAGAAUAUGAACGUAAAUCAGAAAGGAUUUUAGCCACGAAGUGA
This is a messenger RNA of Acaulospora colombiana, 477 nucleotides long. NCBI's taxonomy places the organism in Eukaryota, Fungi, Glomeromycota, Glomeromycetes, Diversisporales, Acaulosporaceae. The record is from the annotation of a GenBank genome assembly.